AUGACCAAAGAUGACGACGGCGGCCGGGGGAAGGGCUGGUUCUCGGCCAAAAACGGCAAUGGCACCGGCCACGGCGACUCCUGGACCGACGCCGCUCAGAAUUAUCUAGACGUCCCGGGCAAUUGGAUUGCGCCCGUCGCCGCCGCCGUUCUCACCCUCGGCGCCUAUUCCUUCUACCAAUCCUACCUGCGCCGCUUUCCCACCCCGCACCACAUCGCCCCGGGCGUCUUCCGAAAUCGCAGCCUAUUCGGCAAGGUCACGAGCGUUGGCGAUGGCGAUGGCUUCCACCUCUACCACACUCCGGGCGGCCGUCUCGCCGGCUGGGGCUGGUUGCGCCGUGUGCCCACAGAUCGGAAGCAACUCAAGGGCCAGACGAUCUCCAUCCGCCUCGCCGGCGUAGACGCCCCCGAAGCAGCCCACUUCGGCCGCCCCGCCCAGCCCUUCUCCGCCGAAGCGCUCUCCUUCCUCGAGAACUACGUCCUCCACCGACGCGUGCGCGCCUACGUCUACAAGCGCGACCAAUACGAGCGCGUAGUGGCCACCGUCUACCUCCGCCGCGCACCCUUUUUCUUCCCGCGCCGUGACGUCGGGCUCGAACUCCUCCGGCACGGCCUCGCUGUUGCGUACGAGGGCAAGACGGGCGCGGAGUUUGGCGGGGAUAAGAUGGAGGCUGUGUAUCGUGAGGCGGAGGAGACGGCGAAGAGGAAGAGGGUGGGCAUGUGGGGGUCGGCGGCGGGGAGAGGGGUCGGGAAGAAGUUGUUGGCGAAGGCGGUUGGGGGGUCGGCGUCGGCUGCGGCCGUGGGGAAGUCGGAGACGCCGAUGGAGUAUAAGCGGCGGAUGAAGGCGCUUGAGGGUGGGGAGUAG
This is a messenger RNA of Dichotomopilus funicola, 864 nucleotides long. RefSeq lists its product as uncharacterized. Lineage: Eukaryota; Fungi; Ascomycota; Sordariomycetes; Sordariales; Chaetomiaceae. The coding region runs from base 1 to 864 and encodes 287 amino acids. Gene Ontology annotation, cellular component: cytoplasm; mitochondrion. The transcript has 2 exons. The record is from RefSeq and is a predicted model, not a curated record.